AUGGCUACCAAUUCAUCAUCCUCUACUUCUGAUAUCAUCAUCUCAUCAUCUUCAUCCUCUCAUCAGAUGGAAACCUCUCAUCUUCCAAUCACAGCCCAUAAACUGAAUGGGCAAAAUUAUUUGCAAUGGUCUCAGUCCAUAUUAAUGUUUAUACGGGGAAAGGAGAAAGAUGACUACAUCACUGGAGCUUCGGCGGCACCAGAAACCACAGCAUCAACCUACAAAAAGUGGAUAGCAGAAAAUAAUAUGGUCAUGUCCUGGCUAGUCAACUCUAUGACCGCUGACAUUGGUGAAAAUUUUCUGUCAUUUGAUACUGCCAAAGAAAUCUGGGACACUGCAAAAGAAACUUUUUCAGACAAGGAAAACACAUCUGAAAUCAUCCAGAUUGAAGGCAUCCUCCACGAUUUGCGUCAAGGGAACCUUACGGUAACUGAAUAUUUCAAUACUCUUACUCGUCUAUGGCGUCAACUUGAUACGUUUGAGGUUCAUAACUGGAAUUGUGUUACAGAUGGUUUUUUGUAUAAAAAGAUUGUCGAAGGGAAACGUGUGUUUAAAUUUUUGUUAGGUUUGAACAAAAAUCUUGAUGAAAUCAGAGGAAGAAUCAUGGGAGUAAAACCCCUACCUAGCCUCAGAGAGGCAUUCUCUGAAGUCUGUCGCGAAGAAAGUCGGAAAAAUCUCAUGAUGGGAUCCCAUCAACAACUGAAUAUGGCAGAAAGCUCGGCUCUUAAGACUCAAUUCGCUCCUUUUGACAACCGUCAAAAAAUUAAAGGAGGUAGACCUUGGUGUGAUCAUUGCAGAAAGCCGGGACACUCAAGAGAAACUUGCUGGAAGAUUCAUGGAAAGCCAGUAGAUUGGAAGCCACGUCAACCACUUGAGAAAGAAGGACGAGGCAAUCAUGUGGCUACCGAUGAACAAUCGCCACAACCUGAAGCUAGCCCUUUUAAUAAGGAGCAAAUGGAGAUGCUUCAGAAACUAUUGUCUCCUCUUUUGUCAGUACAGUCACAAACUGGCUCAUCUUCCAACCAGGUCAUUGGUUCCGGAACCUUGGCUCACAAAGCUUACCAUCUCUACUUCAAGAACCAUUGCGUCCGGGGAGACCUACUUGGGUUGCGUGAUUUUGGUCUCCUUUUCGGUGAAGGCUUUGGUUCGAUGGAGGAGUGCCGACCACUCGAACGGGUGAGCGAACCCACGAGUUGGACACCCAUCAAGCUUGGUAUCUCCAACGGGUAG
This is a messenger RNA of Vitis vinifera (wine grape), 1230 nucleotides long. RefSeq lists its product as uncharacterized. The record is from RefSeq and is a predicted model, not a curated record. Lineage: Eukaryota; Viridiplantae; Streptophyta; Magnoliopsida; Vitales; Vitaceae. The coding region runs from base 1 to 1230 and encodes 409 amino acids. The transcript has 2 exons.